Molecule: messenger RNA, 3305 nt
Organism: Ostrea edulis (European flat oyster)
Lineage: Eukaryota; Metazoa; Mollusca; Bivalvia; Ostreida; Ostreidae
Exons: 3
Coding region: 688-2058 (456 amino acids)
Source: RefSeq, a predicted model, not a curated record
AUUAAUGAAUGAAUGAAGGUAAAUCUCCUGCUCUGUACAUUGCAGCACCUGUCACCCAAUUCCUAAUUUAAAUCACUGUUUAUUUAAUGUCCAGCAACUCUGUCCAGGUACAUGCAUGAUAGUUCUUUAUUAUCCAUGAGUUAUAUGACUCACCAGAUUCAAAAACAGAAUAACAUAAAUAUGAUAUUUAUAAACAAACAUCACACAGGAGAGUAUACAUAAAUAGAACAAAAGCUAUAUUAAGCAUCUCUUUUUAAACAUGCUAAUUACAAGUAUUUACCUAAAUUAAUCAAUUCUUUGAUAUGUUUAACACUUAGUAAUUGAACCAGUUUGAAGGUACUUGGUCUUUUAUAACAAUUUCAUUAUAUAUAUUAGGUCACCUGAGAUUACUCAAGUGACCUAUUGCAUAUUGGUUGUCGUCCGUCGUCGUGCGGUAACAGUUGAACAUUUUUAACUUCUCGAUAACUACUAGUCCAAUUCUUUUCAAAUUUGGCAUAUAUUGAAUCAUUUUUGGGACAAGGGGGACAUAAACUGUGAAUUUCAGGACUCCAGCAGCCCCGGAGCCUUUGGUGCGGGACAAAAACUGCCCAAAAUUGACCAAUUUUCAAAAAUCUAACAUCAAUAUUUCUGUGACUUCGCCCAGAAAACAUUUCACUCCAAGUAUUGAGCACCAAUAAUUUGUCACCCAUGCCCCCAAAAGUGCCCAUGUUGUUACAAGCACUCCAAAAAUGUUUACGAGCACCUCCAAAUAAGAUAUCAGAUGCAACAAGGGUUUGUUCAGCCCACUUUCUUCCAACUGAAGUACGGCGGUCAUUGAAUGGAAUACGGUCUUUAAAACCAGGGAGUGUACCAAGCAUAUUUGCUUGGAAUUCACCAGUUAAACGGAUCAGGCCACUUAGAAGAUCAUUGAAAAACAUGUCACCAGUACGAUCUGCAGAGGAUAACAAUUGCAGUAUUGAGGAAGAGCCAGAAUUAUCGUCUUGUUUUGUGGAUCAGACUGGAUUAACACCACCUGUCACAAAUGACCAUGAUUACAGUGUCCAUACUACAACCAAGGACCAACUUCAGGCAGCCCAAGAGGAAAUUAAGGAUUUACAGGAAAAGCUUGUAGCAGUAGAAAGGAGACUUUUUUCUGUAGAACGAUUCACCACAGAUCCCCAGUUGAUUAACUUUUACACUGGUUUUAAAAAUUAUGAAACCUUAAAAUGUUUGUUUAUUGCUCUUCAGCCAACAGCAGAAACAAUGAUCAGGUGGACGCAAAUGCAGAGACAUUCCUCAAAUGUGGAAAACAUGAAGUUAAAUGCUAUCCGUAAUGAAGCAUUGCCACUAAUUGAUCAGUUUUUUAUGUUCCUAUGUAGAGUUCGUCAGGGUUUUCCAGAACAGGACUUGGCUGUUAGAUUUAACAUAUCUCAGUCUUCAGUGAGUAGAAUUUUAAUAACAUGGGCAAAUUAUUUGUAUACAAUGCUUGGUAGUUUACCUUUAUGGCCACCUCGUUGUGUGGUUGACAGUAACAUGCCAAAAUGUUUUCAAGAAACUUAUCCUCAUGUUAGAGUGAUUUUGGACUGUACAGAAAUUAAAGUUCAAACUCCUAGCUCAAAAGUAUUAAAUUCUGAAAUGUACUCGAAUUAUAAAAGUCACACAACAUUUAAAAGCUUAAUUGGGAUUACACCUUGUGGUGCUGUUGCAUUUAUUAGUUCAAUGUACACAGGUAACAUUAGUGAUAAAGCUAUUACUGCAUUGUCAGGAAUUUUGGAUUUGUUGGAGCCUAAUGACCAAGUCAUGGCUGAUAAAGGGUUUUUGAUUGAGGACUUAUUAGAGAAAAAACAAGCUUCUUUGGUAAUACCUCCUUUUCUUGGUGAAAAGGGUAAAUUUUCUGCUUUGGAGGUAGCACUUACGCAUGAAAUAGCACGCCUUCGUAUUCAUGUUGAAAGAGCUAUAAGGCGGAUAAAAGAAUAUCAUAUAUUUGAUGGUGUCAUUCCUCUUAAUUUAGCUUCAUCCAUUAAUCAGAUAUGGACUGUUUGUGCAAUACUAACAAAUUUCAGAGGACCUCUAUUCUAGUUAAAUGUGAUUACGUGCACUAGGAAUCUUAUUAAUGAAAGGUGAAGAUAACGAACAGUGAUCAAUCUCACAACUCCAAUAAUACUGUUUAAUUUUUGACCGAGUUGCACACGUGCAUCUGUCUUAUGGUAUGGUGAAUGGCGGGUGGGCUUCCCUGUAAUAGGUAUCUACUUUGUGCAAUCAACUCCUCUCACAGCUUUUACUUGACAUUUUUCAGACCUUGUACAUUAUAGCUGUUAUAAAAACAUUGAAUAUAUACAUGUGAAAUUCUAAAGUACCUGGGUUUAAAAAAAAAAUACAUUUAAUAUGUCAUUUUUACAGAGUGUUUUAUAGAGAUGUCUUCAAUGAGUAUUGUCAAUUUGUUAUCAGUACAAUUAUAAACUUAUGAUUGUAUAGCAGUACACGUUUUCAGUGCACAUACAUUUACAUGUGUACAAUUUAUUCAUGUGAUAUAAAAUAAAUAUUUGAAGAAAUAAAAAGUUUUUAUUUAUGAGUAGAUUACAUCGAGGCAAAUUUGAAUUUUAUGUUGAUAAGCAAUGACCAUUAUAAUUACGAAAAUUACAGAGGUAUAUAUUUAUUGGAAUACAGUGUACUAUAGCAAGUUGUCUCAUGAUAUAUAUUCCUCAGCCUUGCUGAAAUUAAAUUACAUAUACCAAUUAUAGAGGUAAAAGCAAUUCUGGCAACAUCAAGAUUACAAAAAUCACUAUGAAGUAUUGUAUACUGUUAUGUUCAAUAAAUUCUGAGCAGCAAUUACUGACAUCGAUGUUAAGUAAUAAAUGCAUUUACAUCAUUCUGACAAUUUCGGGCAAGAAAUAAUUAAAGUAAAAUCUGUCCAGAGACAACUUGAUUUCUUCCCACUUCUCUUCAUUAAAGUUUAUUCUCUCUUUAUGGUAAUCCUGUCUACAUUUCACAAAAAAGUCGCACCAAUGGAGCCCAGUAAGUGCCAUCUGUCCCAUCACUUGGUAGUAAUAUUGAUGAGAAUGCUUGAGUUUGUAUGUCCCAUCAUUGGUCCUUUUAAGGUACGCGCAUUCUUGAAAAGAAUCUUUGUCCGGACAUUUGAUCUCUAGAAGUCCAUACUGUGAUGCAGAAUUUGGGUCAUAUAUUUUUCUGUCUGGUGAUGCUCCAAGAUGCGGAGAACUUGGGUUUAUAACAAAGCCACACAAGUACACAUUAUUUCCAGUUAUAUCGGAAUAUAAUUUUGCUGCUUCAGGUUCAUUUUGCAAGCCAAAUUUCAUAGCAACAGUCUG